UGUAAUGCGGACAGGCUUAUGUUGUUAAUGAGAUCAUCACAUUCAAGAUGGCGAUCAAGAGUAAUGUUUUGGUCCUUCUUCUAAACAUUGUCGCCUCUUGUUUUACUCUGAUACGUUGUGACGUUGUCGAAGUGGAUCUUGGAGGCACCUGGAUUGUUACAAACGGAAAUAAGAGCAUCUCUGUGCCCGGAAAUGUUCCCGGAAAUGUCCAUACAGCGCUGUACAAGAAUGGAACUAUCAAGGAUCCUUACUUCCGGUUUAAUGAUGUCAACUAUCGAUGGAUAGCUUAUGACAACUGGACAUACACAAGGUCUUUGGAAGUUUCUAAAGAUAUCACAUCAAAAAGACAGAUCCUCCUGGUUUUUGAAGGACUGGAUACAGUUGCUACAAUUCUGGUGAAUGGCAUCCAAGUUGGCAAGUCAAAAAACAUGUUCCACAGAUAUAUCUUCAAUGUUAAGGGGGCUCUCAAGACUGGUUUGAACACUAUUAAAGUACGCUUCACCUCAGCAGUGUUGUAUGCUAAAGGACAGGCUAAAAAGUCUCCAUACCGUGUACCCCCACAGUGUCCAGUUUGUGUACAACGUGGAGAGUGUCAUGGCAAUUUUAUCAGAAAAGAGCAAUGCUCCUUUAGUUGGGACUGGGGACCAGCCUUUGUUCCACAGGGGAUUUGGCGGAAUGUUUUGCUACAGGCUUAUGACUCAGCUGUUAUAAGGGACAUCACAGUAACACCAACUAAAGGUUCCGUGAAUGUUACAUGGCAGUUAUUAGUAACGACGUUUAUUGAUGCAGCUGAAGAUGGCGUGACUGGUACACUCCUUCUCAGCCUUCCUCAGAUGUCACGUUCUCAGAAACUUCCCAUUAAACUGUCACAAGGUUUACAGAAAGUUUCUUUACCAGUCAUGUCUUUUACAGAGAAAGAUUGUGUAAAACCUUGGUGGCCUCAAGGUUAUGGAAAACCUAAUUUAUACACUGUUAAGGUGGUGUUCGUGAGCUCCUCUGGUAAAGAACAGUCAAGUGUUAGCCGUAACAUGGGCUUCAGAAAAGUCAAUCUUGUACAGGAGCAUAUAAAGGAUGCUCCAGCUUCUGUUUCAGGACGGGGAUUUCACUUUGAGAUCAAUGAUUUACCAAUGUUUCUAAAAGGAGCUAACUGGAUUCCAGCAGAUGCCUUUGAGGACCGUGUAACCAGCUCGGUUCUCAGGAAUCUACUGCAGUCUGCUGCUGAUGCAAACAUGAAUGUCUUGAGGAACUGGGGCGGAGGGAUCUAUCAACAUGAUGAGUUCUACAGCAUAGCAGAUGAAUUAGGAUUACUUGUGUGGGAGGAGUUCAUGUUUGCUUGUGCCAUGUACCCAGCAGAUCAGGAAUUCUUGAACUCAGUCAAAGAAGAAGUGCGAUAUCAGGUGAGACGCCUUCAUCAUCAUCCAUCAGUAAUGCUAUGGAGUGGCAACAAUGAAAACGAAGCUGCUUUGGCUGAAGACUGGUACAACACGAGUUCCACGUUUAGUAGGUACGCCAACGACUAUGUGAAACUUUACAUUGACACUAUCAGAGAGACAUUGGAAGAAGAAGACAAAAGCCGACCUUUUCUUUCCUCCUCACCUUCAAACGGAGUAGACACAGAGAUGGAGGGGUGGAUAGCGAAAACACCAAGCAGUCCUUACUGGGGAGAUGUGCAUUUCUAUGACUAUAAAAUGGACUGUUGGAAUGUAAGUGGCUACCCCAAGCCUCGCUUUGCGUCCGAGUAUGGUUUCCAGUCCUACCCUUCAUUUGAAACCCUAGCUGAGGUGUCCGUGGAAGGGGACUGGACCUAUGAUAGUGCGUUCAUGGAACAUCGGCAACAUCACGGAGACGGUAAUGAGCAAAUGCUGUACCAAGCCCAAAAGCACUUUAAACUGCCCAGCUCGUCGGAUCCUUUGAAGAAAUUUAUGGACACUCUAUUUAUUACUCAGGUCACUCAAGCUCAGUGUAUGAAGACGGAAACUGAACAUUACCGGCGUUUACAGAGUGAAUUAGUACAGGGGAAAGGAAAAACCAUGGGUACAAUAUACUGGCAGUAAGUGAUUAUUUUAUGUAAACAGUUAUUUCUAAAACAGAUUAAGAAUCC
Messenger RNA from Orbicella faveolata, 2101 nucleotides. Its product is annotated as beta-mannosidase-like. The record is from RefSeq and is a predicted model, not a curated record. Gene Ontology annotation, biological process: glycoprotein catabolic process; carbohydrate metabolic process. Gene Ontology annotation, molecular function: beta-mannosidase activity. NCBI's taxonomy places the organism in Eukaryota, Metazoa, Cnidaria, Anthozoa, Scleractinia, Merulinidae.